This is a messenger RNA of Cheilinus undulatus (humphead wrasse), 10142 nucleotides long. RefSeq names its product mucin-2-like. Gene Ontology annotation, molecular function: protein binding. The transcript has 43 exons. Gene Ontology annotation, cellular component: extracellular matrix. NCBI's taxonomy places the organism in Eukaryota, Metazoa, Chordata, Actinopteri, Labriformes, Labridae. The record is from RefSeq and is a predicted model, not a curated record. The coding region runs from base 1 to 9993 and encodes 3330 amino acids.
AUGUUCCAGUUCCCUGGUAUGUGUGAAUACAACCUGGUCUCAGACUGUCGCUCCCUUUACCAGGAGUUCUCAGUGCACAUGAAGAGGAAGGACAUUGAUGGAAACCCAACCGUGAGUUAUGUGGUGGUCACCAUCAGUGAGCUCUCCUUCCACAUCAGUAAGAGCCUGGUCACUGUCAAUGGGAUUCCUUACCCCCUGCCGUACCACAGUGGAGGCAUACACUUGGAGAAAAAUGCUGUUUACUUCAAACUCCAAUCCAAAGUUGGCAUUGUUGUCAUGUGGAACGGAGACGAUGCAAUCAUGGUGGAACUAGAUGCUGAUUAUGCCAAUCAGACUUGUGGACUCUGUGGAGACUUUAAUGGCCAUUCUGUCAACGAGUUCAUUCAUGAUGAUCGUAGAAUCAGCCCCAUUGAGUUUGGUAACAACCAGAAAGUCCACCUUCCAAAUGACGAUUGUGAGGACCCCUAUGAAGAAGAUGAUGAAGCACUGGAGACUGUGACUGUGCCAGAAUCAUGCCAGGAGUUUCAAACGUUCUGUGAUACGAUGCUGCGUUCAGACUCCUGGAAGUCCUGCACUGACCAGAUUAACCCUGAACCUUACAUCCAGGCCUGUACGCAGGACAUGUGUGGUUGCACCAACAAAUCAAAUGACUUCUGUGCCUGCAGCACGCUGUCCGAGUUCUCUCGACAGUGUUCCCAUGCUGGAGGGCAGCCUCCUACCUGGAGGGAGUCUGGGUUCUGUGCCAAAACUUGCCCAUACAACAUGGUUUAUGAAGAAAGUGGCUCCCCUUGCAUAGACACAUGCACGCAUCAAGACACGAGCUCACUUUGCGAGGAUCACAAGAUGGAUGGCUGCUUCUGUCCUCCUGGAACUGUGUUUGAUAAUGUCUCCCAAAGAGGGUGUAUUACUCAGGCCGAGUGUCAGUGCAAACGUGACAGAAUCUAUCAGACUGGUGAGGUUUAUCGAGGGGACAGGGAAGAAUGUACAUGUUCUGGGGGUAAAUGGGAUUGUAAGAGGCUUGAGGUGCCUUCUACAUGUGCACUUGAGGAGGGUUCACAUGUAACCACCUUUGACGGGAAAACCUACACCUUCCAUGGAGGGUGUUACUACACCUUAGCCAAGGUGCAGAGCAAGGUUAAGGAUGGGCCAAAGUUUAACAUCCGAGCUCUGCUGACCCCGUGUGCUAAUCAGAAGUUUGACACUUGCCUCAAGGCCAUUAAAAUUUUCCUCAACAAGGAUAGAAAUGAUUUUUUAGUGUUUGCUUCUGAUGGCACAGUUCAGCAAAAUAAGCAGACCAUCAUUCUACCAUACAAGUCAGGUGAUAUCCACAUAUUCCGUCCUUCAUCCUUCCACAUCUUGCUCCAGACCAGUUUUGGGCUGCACAUUCAAAUUCAGCAUGUGCCUCUAAUGCAAGUCUACAUCACCCUGGACCAGAGCUACAAAGGAAAGAUGCAAGGUUUAUGUGGGAACUACAACACGAUCCUGAAUGAUGAGAUGAUGACUCCUCAGGGGAUUGUUGAGGGGACUGCUGCCACUUUUACUAACUCUUGGAAGAGUAACAGCAAUUGCCAAGAUAGGGAAGAACGAUUGGAUGACCCCUGUUCCCUGAGUGUGGAGAAUGAGAAUUAUGCCAAACACUGGUGUGCUUUACUCGUGAGCCCAAGUAGCACUUUUGCACGGUGCCAUUCGGUGGUGGAUCCUGACAUGUACUUUGAGAGGUGUACUUAUGCCAGCUGCAACUGUGAGAAGAGUGAGGACUGCCUGUGUGCUGUUUUCUCCUCCUAUGCUCGAGCCUGUGCAUCAAAGGGAGUGUUUUUGACAGGCUGGAGGGAGAAUGUGUGCGAUAAGUAUACAAAGAACUGCCCAGCAACACAGACCUUCUCCUACCAGCAUCAGAGAUGUCAGCUGACUUGCAGAUCUCUGGGCUCAAUGCAGCAGAGUUGCACUUCUGACUUCUUGCCUGUGGAUGGCUGUUCCUGCUCUGAGGGUUUCUACCUCAAUGAUGAUGGCCUUUGCGUCCCUGUGGAAAAGUGUCCCUGCUACCAUGAUCAAGUGACCAUUAAGCCAGGAAAGUCCAUCAGCAUCAAAGAUGAGCACUGUGUGUGUACCAAUGGAGUGCUGCAUUGCCAUUCUUGGAGAACACGCAUGUCAGUUACAGCAUGCCGUCCUCCAAAAGUGUUCUUCAACUGCUCUGCUGCUGGCCCAGGAGAGCGUGGACUGCAGUGUGCUCAGACUUGUUUGAAUCUCAACAGUGAUGAUUGUGAUGACACUGAGUGUGAAUCUGGCUGUCGGUGUCCAGCUGGCCUUCUUGACGAUGGCAAAGGUUCCUGUGUGAAAGAAAAACAAUGUCCGUGUAAGCAUGGCGGGCAUUUUUAUGCCCCUGGAGCAACAAUCCCUGACAAGUGCAACACGUGUACCUGCAAGAGUGGAACCUGGGAUUGCACAGAAAAAAAAUGUCCAGGAACUUGCGUUAUUUAUGGAAGUGGCCACUACAACACGUUUGAUCAGCAAACAUACGGGUUUCAAGGAAAUUGUGCCUAUGUUGCUGUUAAGAACAAAUGUGGGAAUAAAACCAUCCAUGACACCUUUGGAGUUAUCACUGAAAAUGUCCCAUGUGGUUCAACAGGCACCACAUGCUCCAAAACUGUCCGAAUCCAACUUGGGCACAUGGAGAUCAAACUAGCGAAGGGUAAAUAUGAAGUGGAGGACCUGGGACAUGGCUCUGAGAUUCAGUACAAAAUAAGGCCAGUUGGAUUGUAUUUGGUCAUAGAAUCUGCCAUUGGACUAACAUUAAUAUGGGAUCGCAAAACAUCUGUUCGCAUCCUCCUUGAUCCAAAGCACAGCGGGGAGGUAUGUGGCCUGUGUGGAGAUUUUGAUGGCGAUGGACUGAAUGACUUUACCACCCAGGGUCAGCUCACAGUGAGCAAUGUGUUAGAAUUUGCCAACAGCUGGAAACUGGACAGCAACUGCCCUGACGCAGAUGCAAAUGUUGAUUCUUGUGGAGCACGACCAAAUCGACACCACUGGGCAAAAUUGAUGUGCAGCAUCAUAACUGGAGAAACAUUCAAAAACUGCCACAACACGGUAUCUCCCCGUCCAUUUUAUGAAAACUGUGUGAAAGACUCAUGUGCUUGCGACACCGGAGGUGACUGUGAGUGCUUUUGCACAGCAGUGGCAGCUUAUGCUCAGGCUUGCAAUGAAGCUGGUGUUUGUGUUGCUUGGAGAACUCCUGAAAUCUGCCCUGUCUUUUGUGAAUACUACAACAGUCCUGGUGAUUGCACAUGGCAUUACAGCCCUUGUCAUACACAUUGCUACAAGACCUGUUUAAAUCCGGAAGGGCACUGUAGCAACCUCAUACCCAACCUGGAAGGGUGUUAUCCUGUGUGCCCUGAAGACAAGCCCAUAUUUGAUGAGGAGAAACAGGAGUGUGUAGAGAUUUGUCCAUCAACUACAACUACAACCACAACCACAACACCAACUACAACCACAACCACAACCACAACGCCACCCACAGAAUCCACAACAACACCGCCAACCACAACACCAACCACAACCACAGAAUCUACAACUACACCAUUGACUACAACCACAACGCCAACCACAACUACCACAGGAACAACCACCACUGAGGGAACAACGCCUUCAUGUGUAAAAACUUGUGUUGAGUGGUCAGAAUGGUAUAAUGUACAUGACCCAAUCGUAGACAAGAGUGAUUGGGAAACGUAUGAAAACAUCACAAAUAGUGGCAUAGAAAUUUGUAAAAAACCUCAAAACCUUGAUCAUUACCUUGAAUGUAGGGCAGCAAAUUCUCCUAACAUAGACUUUGAUGACUUUGUUAGUCAAACAGGACAGGUGGUUUCUUGUAAUGAAUCAUAUGGAUUAAUAUGUAGGAAAGAGGACCAAGUAACACGUCCAUAUAAGUGCAUGGACUAUGAAAUCAGAGUAUGUUGUAAGGGAAGUCCAUGUAGACCUACAACAACCACUGAAGCUACCACUCUGUCUACUUCAACAACAACGCCAACCACCACCACUGAAUCUACAACCACACCAUCGACUACAACCACAACACCAACCACCACCACAGAAUCCCCAACCACUCCAUCAACGACAACCACAACGCCAACCACCACCACAGAAUCCACAACCACACCUUCAACAACAACCACAAGGCCAACCACCACCACAGAAUCCACAACCACUCCAUCAACGACAACCACAACGCCAACUACAACCACAGAAUCUACAACCACAACACCAACUACAACUACAACCACAACGCCACCCACAGAAUCCACAACACUUACAACCACAACACCAACCACCACCACAGAAUCCACAACCACUCCAUCAACGACAACCACAACGCCAACUACAACCACAGAAUCUACAACCACACCAUCAACUACAACCACAACGCCAACCACAACCACCACAGAAUCUACAACCACUCCAUCGACCACAACCACCACGCCACCCACCACCACUGAAUCUACAACCACACCAUCAACUACAACUACAACACCAACCACCACCACAGAAUCCACAACCACAACACCAACUACAACCACAACCACAACGCCACCCACAGAAUCCACAACAACACCGCCAACCACAACACCAACCACAACCACAGAAUCUACAACUACACCAUCGACUACAACCACAACGCCAACCACAACUACCACAGGAACAACCACCACUGAGGGAACAACGCCUUCAUGUGUAAGAACUUGUGUUGAGUGGUCAGAUUGGUAUAAUAUACAUGACCCAACUGUAGACAAGAGUGAUUGGGAAACGUAUGAAAACAUCACAAAUAGUGGCAUAGAAAUUUGUAAAAAACCUCAAAACCUUGAUCAUUACCUUGAAUGUAGGGCAGCAAAUUAUCCUAACAUAGACCUUGAUGACAUUGUUAGUCAAACGGGACAGGUGGUUUCUUGUAAUGAAUCAUAUGGUUUAAUAUGUAGGAAAGAGGACCAAGUAACACGUCCAUAUAAGUGCAUGGACUAUAAAAUCAGAGUAUGUUGUAAGGGAGGUCCAUGUAGACCUACAACAACCACUGAAGCUACCACUCUGUCUACUUCAACAACAACGCCAGCUACAACCACAGAAUCUACAACCAUUCCAUCGACCACAACCACAACACCAACCACAACCACCACAGAAUCUACAACCACUCCAUCGACCACAACCACAACGCCAACCACCACCACUGAAUCUACAACCACACCAUCAACUACACCAUCAACUACAACCACAACCACAGAAUCCACAACCACAACACCAACUACAACAACAAAGCCACCCACAGAAUCAACAACAACACCGCCAACCACAACACCAACCACAACCACAGAAUCUACAACUACACCAUCGACUACAACCACAACGCCAACCACAACCACAACACCAACUACAACCACAACCACAACGCCACCCCCAGAAUCCACAACAACACCAACCACCACCACAGAAUCUACAACCACACCAUCAACUACACCAUCAACUACAACCACAACCACAGAAUCCACAACCACAACACCAACUACAACCACAACGCCACCCACAGAAUCAACAACAACACCGCCAACCACAACACCAACCACAACCACAGAAUCAACAACUACACCCACAACCACAACGCCAACUACAACCACAGAAACUACAACCACACCUUCAACCACAACACCAACCACAACCACAGAAUCUACAACCACACCAUUAACGACAACUACAACAACAACCACCACCACAGAAUCUACAACCACUCCAUCGACCACAACCACAACACCAACUACAACCACAACCACAACGCCACCCACAGAAUCCACAACAACACCAACCACCACAACUGAAUCUCCAUCAACCACAACCACAACGCUAACUACAACCACAGAAACUACAACCACACCUUCAACCACAACCACAACACCAACCACAACCACAGAAUCUACAACCACACCAUCAACGACAACUACAACACCAACCACCACCACAGAAUCCACAACGACACCAUCAACUACAACCACAACACCAACCACCACCACAGAAUCUACAACUACUCCAUCCACUACAACCACAACGCCAACCACAACCACCACAGAAUCUACAACUACACCAUCAACGACAACUACAACCACAACGCCAACUACUACCACAGAAUCUACAACCACACCAUCAACUACAACCACAAUGCCAACCACCACCACUGAAUCUACAACCACAACACCAACUACAACCACAACCACAACGCCACCCACAGAAUCCACAACAACACCGACAACCACAACACCAACCACAACCACAGAAUCUACAACUACACCAUCGACUACAACCACAACCACAGAAUCCACAACCACAACACCAACUACAACCACAACCACAACGCCACCCACAGAAUCCACAACAACACCAACCACCACAACUGAAUCUCCAUCAACCACAACCACAACGCCAACUACAACCACAGAAACUACAACCACACCUUCAACCACAACACCAACCACAACCACAGAAUCUACAACCACACCAUUAACGACAACUACAACAACAACCACCACCACAGAAUCUACAACCACUCCAUCGACCACAACCACAACACCAACUACAACCACAACCACAACGCCACCCACAGAAUCCACAACAACACCAACCACCACAACUGAAUCUCCAUCCACAACAACCACAACGCCAACCACUACCACAGAAUCUACAACUACUCCAUCAACUACAACCACAACGCCAACCACAACCACAGAAUCUACAACCUCACCGUCGACUACUACCACAACCCCAACCACAACCACAGAAUCUACAACAACACCAUCGACUACAACCACAACACGAACCACAACCACAGAAUCUACAACUACUCCAUCCACAACAACCAUAACGCCAACUACAACCACAGAAUCUACAACCACUCCAUCGACUGCGACCACAACGCCAACUACCACCACAGAAUCUACAACCUCAUCGUCGACAACAACCACAACGCCAACCACUACCACAGAAUCUACAACUACUCCAUCAACAACAACAACAACACCGACCACUACCACAGAAUCUACAACUACUCCAUCAACUACAACCACAACACCAACCACAACCACAACCAAAGAAUCCACAACCACUCCAUCAACUACAACCACAACGCCAACCACCACUACAGAAUCUACAACCACAACACCAACUACAACCACAACCACAACCACCACCACUGAAUCUACAACCACAACACCAUCAACUACAACUACAACACCAACUACCACCACAGAAUCCACAACCACACCAUCAACUACAACCACAACACCAACUACCACCACAGAAUCUACAACUACUCCAUCAACUACAACCACAACACCAACCACAACCACAGAAUCUACAACCACACUGUCGACUACAACCACAACACCAACCACAACCACAGAAUCUACAACCACUCCAUCAACUACAACCACAACACCAACCACAACCACAGAAUCUACAACCAUUUCAUGGACUCCAACGCCAACCACAACCACAGAAUCUACAACCACACCAUCAACUACAACCACUACACCAACCACAACUACUCCAUCUACCACAACGCCAACCACCACCACAGAAUCUACAACCACACCAUUAACUACAACCACAGAAUCUACAACCACACCAUCAACUACAACCACAACACCAACCACCACAGAAUCUACAGCUACUCCAACAACACCUCCUCGCCCAACCUGCCCAGAGUGGGAUGUUGUGCAAAAUGAGACAUUUGUAUUGUGUAACUGCACCAUGGCCAGAUGCAUUGAGAAUAACACAAUUGAAAUUAUUCCAUAUGAAUGUCCACCUAUUGAGAAUAUUACCUGUGCUAAUGGGAAGAAACCAGUUCUUGUAUAUGAUGAGUAUGGCUGCUGCCAACAUUAUGUCUGCGACUGUGUUUGUGAAGGUUGGGGAGAUCCUCAUUACAUCACAUUUGAUGGCCUCUACUACAGUUAUCAAGGAAACUGUACUUAUGUUUUGAUGGAAGAGAUCUUACAAAGGCGUCAUUUAAGGAUUUAUAUUGACAAUGUCUUUUGCGAUCCAACUGAAGAUGUUUCCUGCCCAAGAUCAAUAAUUGUGUCAUAUGGAAGCGAAGUGAUCACACUUAUAAAUCAUAACCUCUUGGGAGCGGCACAGUUAGAGGCACUAAAGGACAGAGUAAUAUUAAAACUACCGUAUUCACAACAAGGUGUUAAGAUCUUGAAUUCUGGCAUCAAUUUGAUUCUGGAGAUCCCUCGUCUUGACGUCAUCAUUACAUUUGGCAUAACUGGAUUUAGUGUCACCCUUCCAUUUAAAUACUUCGGUGGAAACACCCAGGGUCACUGUGGAACAUGCACUAACAACCAGGCAGAUGACUGCAUGUUGCCUGGAGGCAGGCUGAUUGAGAAUUGUGCAGUGAUGGCUGACUUUUGGCCUGCAAAACACAUUGACCAACCCAACUGCGAAAUUCCCUCUGUAAUGCCCACCAAUGUACCUGAACCCACACCAACCCGAACUCCAUGCAAGCCAGACUCUAUCUGUGGCCUGAUCACGAGCAGUCUCUUUGCAGAGUGCCACCCCUUUGUCUCUCCUGACAAUUUUUACCAAGGUUGUGUGUUUGAUAGCUGCCAUGUUUCCAAUCCAGUAGUAGAAUGCACUAGUUUGCAGACUUACGCUGCUGCUUGUGCUCAGGCUGGAAUUUGCCUUCACUGGAGGAACCACACCAGACUGUGUGCCAGUGACUGCCCAUCGGACAAAGUUUACAAGCCAUGUGGUCCUGCAGAACAGCCAACCUGUGAAGACAAACCUAAUGAAUCAAUCAUGAACUACACUACUGAGGGCUGCUUUUGUCCAGAUGGCAUGAAACUCUUCAACAAAGAGUCUGGCAUAUGUGUUGACAAGUGUGGAUGUCUUGAUCCUGAGGGUAUUCCUCGUGAGUUUAAUGAGAAGUUUGAGUACAACUGCCAAAACUGCAUCUGUGAGGAGUCCACAAAAACUGUAACAUGCAAGCCAAAGGAGUGCCCAGCACCACCUGUUGCGAACUGUACUGUCCCUGGGUUUGUCCUUGUUAACAAAACCAGUCCCUCUGACCACUGCUGCUCAGUCUUUGCUUGUGAAUGUCGCAUGAACACUUGCCCGCCCCUCAGUGGUACCUGUCCAGUAGGUUAUAUGCCUGUUUUCAAUGUUCCUGAGGGAAAAUGUUGCCCAGAGCAAUCAUGUGAGCCAAAAAGAGUUUGUGUCCACAGAGAAGUAGAAUAUCAGCCUGGUUCUUCAGUGCCGGCGCCUUUAUGUCAGGAAUGUACCUGUACAAAUGAGGUUGACCCCAAAACUGAUCUGUUCAAGAUAUCCUGCAGCUUCCAGCAGUGUCAAGAAAAGUGUGACACGGGAUAUGUAUAUGUGGAACCUGGUUCAGAUGAAUGCUGUGGGAAAUGUGUCCAGACACACUGUGUCCUUAAAGUUGAUGAUGCAAAGUAUCUCUUGACACAAGGACAAACCUGGUCACCAACUGAGAAUAAGUGUGAAAAAUACAAUUGCAUCAGGAAUGAUGAUGGCACUUUAACGACAACCAGCUCACACAUUGUCUGUCCACCAUUCCAGGAGAGCAACUGUCAACCUGACACAAUUCAGACAGCAGCAAACGGCUGUUGUAAGAUAUGUGUGGAAAAGGAAAAAGCCUGCAAGAUAGGAUCCAUGAAAACACAUGUAAUGCACAAGGGCUGCCAGUCUUACCAGGAAGUGGAAAUGCCAUAUUGUGAAGGAUCUUGCAACACGUUCACCAAAUACUCUGAAGCAGCAGCUGUUAUGCAGCAUUCCUGCUCCUGCUGUAAGGAGACACGCUACAGCAAUCGCACUGUGGACUUGCGCUGUCUGAACGGAGAUGUGUUAUCCUACACAUACAUGCAUGUGGAGGAAUGUGGCUGUAGUCACACUGACUGCACCAAAGUUGCUGUGCUACGUGGACGUAGGAGGCGAAGCGUCACACUGGUUUAACAAAAGGUUAAACCAGUGUUGAACCAUGCCAUUCACACGGGAUGACAAAGUUCAUACCUAUGUUGUCUGACAAUCAUAAUGUCUCUUACAAAGUAAUCACUAUUGUAGAGACAGUAUUUAACCACUCAUCCAAUAAAAAUGCAACUCUG